AUGACUGCGGACGGGCCAGCACAGAUACAACCCCUCAACCCGUAUGUUCGCCAGGAGGCCGAAACGAUAGCCUGGACUGAAGGUGUGGAGACGGUGGUGUGCAGCGAGGGUGGCAUCAAUAUCGGCUUCAUUAACGAUGGCGACUACAUCAAGGUCAAGGGUGUUGCCUUUGGCGAUGGUGCAACCUCGUUUCAUGCCCGUGUCGCCUCUGCGACCAACGGUGGCGCCAUUGAGCUCCGUUUGGAUGCUGGAGACGGCACAGUAAUUGGCACUUACAUUGUUCCGAGCACUGGCGGCUGGCAGACCUGGAUAACAGUUGAUUGCCCUGUUACUGGGGCAAUUGAUACUCACAAUCUUUUCUUUCGCUUCGUAGGAAAUGGCACGAACUACCUCUUCAACUUCGAUUGGUGGGAGUUUGACAAUAGCAGCGAAAAGUAG
Molecule: messenger RNA, 438 nt
Organism: Phaeoacremonium minimum UCRPA7
Lineage: Eukaryota; Fungi; Ascomycota; Sordariomycetes; Togniniales; Togniniaceae
Product: putative xylosidase arabinosidase protein
Exons: 1
Coding region: 1-438 (145 amino acids)
Molecular function (GO): carbohydrate binding
Source: RefSeq, a predicted model, not a curated record